This is a messenger RNA of Nicotiana tabacum (common tobacco), 2632 nucleotides long. Its product is annotated as putative tRNA pseudouridine synthase. Gene Ontology annotation, cellular component: nucleus. Gene Ontology annotation, biological process: tRNA pseudouridine synthesis; mRNA pseudouridine synthesis. Lineage: Eukaryota; Viridiplantae; Streptophyta; Magnoliopsida; Solanales; Solanaceae. Gene Ontology annotation, molecular function: pseudouridine synthase activity; RNA binding. The record is from RefSeq and is a predicted model, not a curated record.
UUUCUAUUACUGGCAAAACAGUAGUUUAGCGGGAUUGUGUGUUCAUUGUGGAUAGUUUUCUCUAGCCAUGACAGCCCUUUCUCUUCGUCUUCCUUUGAUUCCUCUAACUAACCUCAGAUUCUCUUCAUACACCACAAAGCCUCUAACCGUUCUGUGUUCAUUUUCCACUUCACCAUCUGUAAUACCUUCUGAGCCUUACACCACCACCGCUGAAGACUUAUCUCCGCCGCCGCCUCAAUCAACAAGUCCUUCCACCAUAUUUCCGGCGAGGAGCAACAAAUGGGAGCCUUUCAUUAAAAAGAAAGUGGUGAUGCGCGUGGGAUACGUGGGUUCUGAUUAUCGAGGUUUGCAAAUGCAAAGAGAUGAACAUGAACUAUCCACCAUUGAAGGUGAACUGGAAAAAGCUAUCUUCAAAGCUGGAGGUAUUCGAGACAGUAAUUUUGGAAACUUAUAUAAAAUUGGUUGGGCGAGAAGUAGUCGAACAGAUAAAGGAGUUCAUUCAUUGUCGACCAUGAUAUCUCUUAAAAUGGAGAUCCCGGAAGAUGCAUGGCAGGAUGACCCAAACGGGAUUUCUCUUGCUAAUUGUGUGAACUCAUACCUCCCAGAGAACAUCAGAGUUUUCAGUAUCCUACCCUCAAAAAAGAGGUUUGAUGCCAGAAGGGAGUGUAAUGCACGCAAGUAUUCUUAUCUACUUCCUGCUGAAAUCAUCGGGAUAAAGAAUGGCUCAACUUCUUCUGAAAUUGAUUACCAUUUAUCCAGUUUUAAUGACAUAUUGAACUCUUUCGAGGGAGAGCAUCCUUUCCACAACUACACAAUACGAUCCAAGUACAGGAAACAUUCUCCUGCCAGAAAAUUGUUACAAUAUGAUUGUCUCUUAAAAAAAGGGAGACCCUCGACUGAGGAAGAAAUAUCUUGGUGUGAGGAAAGCGAUGGAGAAGAAAACUGUAAAGAGAAGGGGGUUGUGACAACUGUUGAGGAUGAAAAUCAAAAUCCAGUAUGCAACUUGUCUACUAGAAAUCAGGCAGGCAACUAUAAUGAGAAACUCAGUCAUUCAAAGGAACUAUAUUCUGCGUUACCAAUCCUAGCAAGAUGGCUCCAUGAAACUGAUGCAAGAGAUAAGCUUAGCUCUGCCCAUUUCCGAAGGAUUUUUCACUGUCAUUGUGGAAAGUUGGAGAAGUUGCUGAGCAUGAAUUACGUUGAAGUUUCUAUCUGUGGAGAAUCAUUCAUGUUACAUCAAAUACGCAAAAUGGUGGGGACUGCAGUUGCAAUAAAACGCAAUCUUCUACCACCUGAUGUUUUGAGAAUGUCAUUAUGCAAAUUUUCAAGGAUUGUCUUACCCCUAGCCCCAUCGGAAGUUUUGGUUUUGAAGGGGAACAAUUUUGCUUUGAGAAACCAACCUGGCAACAUAACAAGACCUGAAAUGCUGACAUUACUGGAAUCCGAAGAUAUUAUCAAGGCAGUAGAUGAGUUCUAUUACUCCACAAUGUUAACUCAGCUGUCUAAAUUUUUGGACCCCGCAAAAUAUCCUUGGAGUGACUGGGUAGAGAUACUGGAUGCAAACACAAGGAUUCCAGAAUCCCAAUUGGAAGAAGUAAGGAUUUCUUGGAAAUUAUGGAAGGAACAGUAUGAAAGCAGAACUAAGGCUCCAUCAGUAUUGACCUAAGUUUGGUGUUUUAUUGAGUCCUUUCCCUAUCCUGGCUUGCUGGAGGUUGGGCCAGUUCAGGCCUGUGCAAAAACAUUAAACAUAUAUCUGCUAGAAGACCUAGAUCAGGUCUCCGUUUUGUGUGUUUUGCACCAUCUUGUAUCACAAUGAGAACUUCCUGCACAACUUCUUCAAUUGCAGUUUUUGAUGGAAUUAAUUGUAUUCUUCUGUUGGUUCGUGCUUCUCAUGUCCAAAGUCCAUUUAGGAAGCUUCGUCUGAUGGUUAAAUAGCUGGGACCUGAGAUGUGUCAACCAGCAUCCUAGAUGAAACCUCGGUUGUAAGAUGGAAAUUCUCAAGUUGGAGGCCACUCUAAGGAAAUCCGGUCUGGUUGUUCCAGGACAACAGAUAUUUCUUCUAAGGAGAAUGAUCCACCUUUUGGGCAUGUAGUAGAAGAAACAUGUCAAGCUGUCAACACACAUUCAAGAUUCCAGCCUAUUAGUUUUCUGUCUGUUGACACUAUAUAAGCAGUUAAUCACCAAUUGAAAUACAGGUGAUGCAAAGGGGAGCAACAUGUGCAUUAAUCUUUUCUUCAGUUAAUCAAUAUUGUAUGUUAGGAUUAAAUCUGACCACCAGACAACUAUUUCUCUGGUGGUAUUAACUGUCAGCUUCUCUCAUUUAUGCAUAUGCAUUCGUUUCAUGUAGGCUGAAUCCCAGGCGGCCUCUUCUCGAUCUACUACUGCUUUUUUCAAUUCUUUUUUGCAUAAAAAUGCUAUUAUCAUCUGCCCUUUAAAUCAGUUCUAUUAUCAUCCGCCUUGUUAAGCCUGGAACAGUGAGCUCUCCGUAUCGUAAUUUGUGUAUCAUGAUAGUCCACCACAUUUAGAAGUGUAAUAAGAAUUUCGUCUUGAUGGUAGUAGAAGAGUAGUACUCUAGCAGAUAAUGUUAUUGCCAUUGAAUGGAGUGCGGUUAAAGGUUGCUCAAGUUCUUUAUCAA